AUGUCCAUUAUGAAGCAGAGGCUACCACUGGGGGAGUUUUCCAGCUCGAAGAUCAACAAACUGGCAAUUGCCAAUAUUGCAGACGCUAGCGAGCCUAGAAACCAUGGAGAAAACAACGUCGGGACUGUGUGUCUUCCCUCUAUCAAGAGUUUGAUGGUUAGUCCUGAAGUAUACGAAAACACGAAGAGUCUUCCUGUUCCCCUAAUGAGGAGCAGUGGCGGAGGUAUGGCUUGUGCCAGUAAGUCCUCAUGCCAGGAUGGUAUUAGUACGAAAACAACGUCUAGAGAUUACUCUGAGCUUUCCAAGAAGUUGCAAAUUCGUUUACAGUUCGCCUAUUAUAAAUACAAGACUAAGCAAACAGACAAAAAUUUCACAGACUUGAAAUCAAAGCAUAGCAUUACGAGGCCUUCCAAAGUCGCGACUCACAGUAAAUCAGAACCUUUAACUAGGAGAAGAAAAUUAGUACUAUCUCAGGGUCAUUAUAAAACCCCUGCUAGGUCUAAGAUCAAAACUCCAUCUUCGAUUUGCUCUCACGAUAAUACAUCUUCCUUUACAUCUUUCCGCGGUGUCAGCGAAAGCUCGAGCACUACCGCAGAUAUGAACGUCGCAGAUACCACCACACCAAUACGCAACAACAUAAACACAAAGCAUUCAAACAGUCAUAAUCGCACAUUGUAUCAGAGACAAGAAACACCUACAAGCAUCAAAGCCGCUAAGUCUUUAAUUCAUCUCUUUACAAGUAACCAAUAA
Saccharomyces cerevisiae S288C is the source of this 750-nucleotide messenger RNA. It is a transcript of the gene NRM1, whose product is annotated as Nrm1p. Bases 1 to 750 code for a protein of 249 amino acids. The transcript has a single exon. Gene Ontology annotation, cellular component: cytoplasm; nucleus. The record is from RefSeq and is marked reviewed. Lineage: Eukaryota; Fungi; Ascomycota; Saccharomycetes; Saccharomycetales; Saccharomycetaceae.